AGGAGAGGAGCGCUGCUGCUCCUACAGAGAAGAUGAAGGUCCACACACACUGAAACACAGGAGGAUCAUCCGGACCGGGAUCAGAUGGAUCAGAUGGAUCAGAUGGAUCAGAGGAGCUGCAGCAGCCCUCAGCGGUCCACCAUAGCCAGGGAGGGGAUGGUGAAGUCUGCGUCAGCUUACGCAGACCUGCAGCAGCACCGGUCCGAUGGCCUCUACACGAAACCGUCCCCGGUGUCCGGCUAUGUCCCCCAGCCCGACUACCUGGAGGGAGACGAGGACAACGACCUCAUCAAACCCAAGAAACUGGUGAAUCCUGUCAAAGCAUCAAAGAGUCACCAGGAGCUUCACCGAGAGCUGAUGAGCAGCUGCAAACGGGGUGGAGUCAGUGUGGAGAUGAAGCCGGAGCUGCAGAGAGUUCUGGAGUCGAGGAAAAGAGAUCAGCUGAUCAAACAGAGGAAACAGGAAGAGGAAGCCCGCAGGAAGGUCUCACCUCUGGAGGCCGAGCUGAUAAAGAGACACCAGAGAUUGGAUGAGUGGGACAGGCAGCAGGAGAAGUUGCAGGAGGAAAACCUCAAAGCUCCAGAGUUUGUCAAAGUGAAGGAAAAUCUGAGACGGACAUCAUUUCACAGUAAAGAUGAGAAGGAGGUGUAGAGAUACCGCUGCCAUCCUCCAGGAGUGAGACACAGACUGUCCACAUGUUUACAGGACAAUCUGAGGACACAAAUAUACAGAGGACAGUAUGGGGGCACAAACAUACUGAGGACACUUUUUCUUAUAAUGAGAUGCUAAUAUCGUAUCUUGUAUAAUUAGAGAUUUUUUCUUGUCAUUAAGAGAUACUAACUCUAUAAGACUACGAAAAUGUUCUCAUGAUUACGAAAUGUUGAUUUUUGCGUACAAAACAUAGAAGUAAUAGUAGGGAGAAAUAAUAAUAAUAAAUAUCUGAAAGUAGAUUUUAUUCUGUAAUUACCAAACACUAACGAUGUAUAAUGAUGCAGGCUGAUCUCGUAAACUGUUCCCACAUUUUUCUACGAAAAGUAAUCCACCCAAAUUCGUACAUAUCUGGCAUAUUUUGAAAGGCUGUGAUUACGUGAUCAAUGCGCCCACAGGAGUAAAGAAGGAGGCGUUCCUGAGUGGUCUGUAAGCAGUGUUGGGGAAGUUACUUUUAAAAAGUAGUGUUUGCUCGUUAUUCGUUUCUUCUUAAAAAAAAGUAAUCCCUUACUUUAUUUAGUUACCCUCUCUGAAAAGUAACUUUUUCCGUUACUUGUUACUUUUACGUUACUUUUAUGGUGCUUGACUUUGGGUAGAACCCCAUCUCAUUUCCUAAAUGUGAAAAAAUCCGAGUUUCCCGCUGGUAUUUACCACUUUGGUGAUAAAAUAAAGAUAAAAGAGUGAGAGUUAAUUUGUGUUAACUAGGCUACAUGAAUUUGUUACAUGACAGAUUACUACUACUAAUAGCCUAUUUGCCAGACCUGCUGCAUCACUGAAUGAGGAAAAUAUUAAUAUUCACAGACACUAUCUUUGAACAAAUAGUGUCAUAUUCAUGAAUAAAUCAUUUUCUGUUCUGUUAUUACGUGUGUAACUGUGAGACUGUGUCUGUGUAACAGACUCAUACUUUGCAGUAAGCUAACGUUACAGACCUGCACGAAUAAAUUAAUUCUCUUCUGGUAUGGUAUGGUAGGUACUUUAUUAACCCCUCAGGGGGAAAUUUCAACGUCACAGCAGCAAUUUAAAAUACACAAAAUAGGAGCUGCUGCAACAGGCUGCCGUUCACACAGCGCCAGGAAGGUAGGCAGGUUAUGAUUGUUCUGUUUUCUGUUCACACAAUGCUGCCCAGGUCGUCUUGUUCAGAAUCGCCCAGGUCUUGUACAUUAGUUAACGUUACUGUUUUGUGUCCUUGUCGCUGGCUCGGCAGUACUUCGGUCCGUAGAGCACAAAAACCAUCAGAUAAAUCCCGGUAUUCAAUAUCUUGGACGUGACCGCAAAGUACAAAAUUAUACACAUCAAGGGAUUUAUAUGCCUUGAGUUUUUCAUGCAUAUAAACGCCGGGUUUCUCCACAAGAUAUAAAAAAAUGUCCAGCCACUGUAGCUUAGGCCAUUUUGUUGGGUCGGUGACCCACUGACCUGACAUUAAGUACGGGUCAGGAAACCUCACUCUGUUGCUAAUUGUUAGCUUAUUACAAUAAGCUAACCUGUCUUCGGUUGGCAAACCGUUAAAAAAUCCGAGGAGGCGUGUGUAUCUUCCAUAUUCCUCAUAUGAUUCUUGAUUUUGGCGCUCCUGUCUGUACUGUUGACAUGGCAACUGUCACAGUUCCUGCCUAGUGCGCAGCUGAGGCAGACAGGCAGUGUCACCGUCAAAUCUGUCCCCGGGAAAAGUAACGUUGUGCCCAACUGACAAAGUAACUACGUUCCGUUACCAUAUUUUCAGUAGUAACGCGUUACACUACAUUUUACCCAAUAAAAGCAGUUACGUUACUGUGACGCGUUACACACAACACUGUCUGUAAGUGGGUGGGUCACGAAGGUGGAGUUUCCCCUGGAACCAUGUUCUUUGUAUUCUUCGUGCUCUCUGAGUGAAUUUUGAUUCAUUUCAAGAUUUGUCCUCACUGUUUUUCUUUUCCUAAACCUUACCGUCAUAACUUUACAUGAAUUACGUUGCUGUACAUUAAGGACGUAACGACAUGCGGGGAUGCUAACUCGUAGGAUAUCAUAUGAACUGUUCUGUAAGGAUAUGUUGAAUUAUGCUAUCUAGAAAUGCUGAAGUGAAAUACACAGAUCUGAACAUGUAUUGUCUUUUCAGUCACAACAUGCUGAGUUAUGAUUUAUGCAUGAAGCAGGAAUUAUAAUUUUAACAGGUCAGGAAUAAAAGCGACAAAAACAUGAUGGAAGCAGAUUUUUUUAAAAAAUAAAAUAAUAGACAAACUCAUGAUUUUUCUAAAUGUUGUGACUCUGUUUCAUCACAUUAAAUUCAUGUUUCUUUUUUUAUGAAUCAAAUUUAUAGAUCAGAAAAUUUCAUACAAGAUGGGACAGUCACGAUUACACACAACUGACGUCACAAUAGACGUCUGUGUGCUGUAAUAAUGAACAGCUGUAUGAUUAUAUGAUACAGAGACAUGUAAUCACAGGAAAUGAUGUCAUAAUUGUGACAUGUGUUUUUGUUGUCAUCAGAUAAAAAGUUCCCACAGUUCUCAGAGUCAUGUGUCGAAACUAGACUGAUUAUUUUAUAAUGCCGGAGACAGAAAACAACAGAAGUCGCUCCACGCUCACCAAAGACAAACAGUCACUGACGCUGUGACUGAUGUUUUUUUAGUAACUGUAAUUCUGUUUCCUGUUUCGGACUGAGUCACCGUCAGUACAGAGACAUUGUGCUGAGACAUAACGAAGACACGAUGGACGAACCCUUUAACGACAGAGAACAUGAGUUCUGUCAGAACAAACUGUGCCUGAGUCUCGUCUGUGUGUCUGACGAUCCAACACGUUCUGCAGCGUUCAUUCAGAGCGUUGGACAGGAAGCUGGUUUUUACAUCAUUACAUCAUUCGUGUGUUGCAUCCUGUUCAAUCACUGUCAUAUUUACUGUACACAGCCCUUAAGAAAAUAUUGUAUCAGGUAUUUGUUUUAGUGACGACGUAUACAGGAGUCAUAUUUACGAGAUGAUGCUGUUACGACGUGUGUAAUUUGACUGAAUCAGGUGAGAAGACGUCACGCUCACGACUGUCGUGUCACAUUAUUAAAGAUACGGGAUGUUUUUUCUUUUUGGUUUCUGAGAUGAUUAUUGCAUAUAAACAUGAGAUAUGUAAAUUAUAAUGACAUCUUAUAAUUCAGACAAAUCAACAUGUGAAAAAGUUUUGACCUUUUGACUCCUGAGCUCCGAUGACAUCACAGUGUGACUGAAGCCUUACGUCUGGACGCGUCUGUGUUGUUGAUUGUACAAUCAGUGAAUUCAUUUUUAAUCCAAACAGAUUCUGGAGCACUUUAACUGUGUGAGCGAAAAUUAA
Epinephelus fuscoguttatus (brown-marbled grouper) is the source of this 3993-nucleotide messenger RNA. Its product is annotated as protein FAM107B. Bases 85 to 651 code for a protein of 188 amino acids. The transcript is spliced from 4 exons. Lineage: Eukaryota; Metazoa; Chordata; Actinopteri; Perciformes; Serranidae. Gene Ontology annotation, cellular component: stress fiber; synapse; neuron projection. Gene Ontology annotation, biological process: regulation of actin cytoskeleton organization; actin filament polymerization; actin filament bundle assembly. The record is from RefSeq and is a predicted model, not a curated record.